UUGAUUACGGCAGUAUUUGACAGGCGGGCGGGCAAUUUGUAAACAGAUGUAAACAGAGCGUAGUGCUACUGUUAGAGGUUGAUUUGUUCCUCAUAAAGCUUUUAAUGAGUGACGUUUGAUGCUUUAGCUUAUUUUUCAUUAUUUGAUUUAUCGGGAGUAGAGUUAGUCAACCGGUGACCACUUUUUAGCUCUUUGUAAAAGUUUUUGGAGCGGAUAGCAUGGCUGUAGCUAGCCAUGUAAGCUAACAUGCUAACACAGCGGAGAAACGGCAGCAGGCUGCUUCAUGUGAGAGCGGCUCGGCAUGCUAGUGCAUCUCCUCGGGAGACAUUUGCUUCUUCGAUCGGGACUACGCCGGCUAGGGAUCCAACAGAGGUGUUUCUGUGCGACGCAGAGUGACCGGGGUCCGGACAACCCGCAGCAGGCAGACAUGAUCCGAAACCGGGCUCAGAUCAAGCGCGUCCUCUGCGUAGCCGAGAAGAACGAUGCAGCCAAAGGCAUCUCGGAGAUCAUGUCCAGCGGCAGGUCCAGGAGGAGGGAAGGGAUGUCAAAGUUCAAUAAAAUCUAUGAGUAUGAGUAUCAUCUCUUUGGUCAGAAUGUGACAGUAACAAUGACAUCAGUAUCAGGCCAUUUACUGGGUCUGGAGUUUAAAGCGCCGUUCCAGAAAUGGCACAGUUGCAAUCCCGUGCUGUUAUUUGAUGCUGAGGUGGAGAAGUAUUGUCCAGAUAACAUGCUACAAAUCAAGCGGACACUAGAGAAAGAGGUGAGGCAGUGCCAGGCCUUAGUCAUCUGGACUGAUUGUGACAGAGAGGGAGAAAACAUCGGCUUUGAAAUCAUAGAUGUCUGCAAAGCAGUAAAGCCCAAUUUACAAGUCUUUCGAGCAAAGUUUUCUGAGAUCACCCCCAGCUCCAUUCGGAGAGCCAGUGAGACUCUAACAGCGCCAGAUGCUAACAUCAGUGAUGCUGUCGACGUCCGUCAGGAGCUGGACCUGCGGAUAGGUGCGUCCUUCACUCGGUUCCAGACGCUUCGCCUGCAGAAGAUCUUUCCAGAGUCUCUGGCCAAUCAGCUGAUCUCGUACGGCAGCUGUCAGUUUCCCACUCUGGGCUUUGUGGUGGAGCGCUUCAAAGCCAUCCAGGCUUUCAUACCUGAGACUUUCUAUAAGAUCAAAGUGCUGCAUGAGGUGGAGGAGGACACUGUAGAGUUCAGCUGGAAAAGAAACCGCCUCUUCAACCACACAGCUUGCCUGGUGCUCUACCAGAUAUGCAUGGAGGAUCCCAUAGCAACAGUCACCUCAGUAACCAGCAAACCCAAGAGCAAGUGGAGACCGCUGCCUUUGGACACAGUGGAACUGGAAAAGCUGGCAUCUCGUAAGCUACGAAUAAAUGCCAAAGAGACCAUGAAAAUUGCAGAAAAGCUCUAUACCCAAGGGUAUAUCAGCUACCCCCGUACAGAGACAAAUAUUUUUCCUGCAAACCUGGCUCUCGGCCCCCUGGUAGAGCAACAGACACAAAGCCCGGUCUGGGGGACGUUCGCCCAGCGGGUAAUGGACCAGCCUGGGGGUCCCAACCCGCGGCAGGGCAAGAAAUCUGACCAAGCCCACCCCCCCAUACACCCCACCAAGUACUCCAAUACACUACAGGGCAAUGAAGGUCGCGUGUAUGAGUUCAUUGUCCGGCACUUCUUGGCUUGCGUAUCCCAGGAUGCUUUGGGGAACGAGACUGUGGUGGAAAUAGACAUCGCCCAGGAGAAGUUCUCCACCUCGGGACUCAUGAUCCUUGCAAGAAACUACCUGGAUGUUUACCCAUAUGACAGGUGGAGCUCCAAGCUGAUUCCAGUGUAUGAGCAAGGCUCCCAGUUCCAGCCCAGCGCUAUCGAGAUGGUGGACGGACAGACGAGUCCUCCGCAGCUGCUCACUGAAGCUGACCUCAUAUCACUGAUGGAGAAGCACGGCAUUGGCACAGAUGCAACCCACGCAGAGCAUAUCGAGACUAUAAAGAGUCGCAUGUAUGUGGGCUUGACAGCUGACCAGAGGUUUCUCCCUGGAGAGCUCGGCAUGGGACUGGUGGAGGGGUACAACUCCAUGGGCUAUGAGAUGUCCAAACCAAACCUGCGUGCUGAAUUGGAGGCUGACCUCAAGCUGGUAUCAGAGGGCAGGAAGGACAAACACAGCGUGCUGCAGCACUACAUCCAGAAAUACAAGACUGUCUUCAUUGAAUCCGCCAAGAAGGCAAAAAAGCUAGAUGAAGCUCUGUCGCCAUAUCUGGGUGCAGCUCAGCAGAUCACCGAGGCAGAGCAGCAGGACAUGGAGAUCCCGCUGCCGGUCAGGAAGUGCCCUCACUGUGGGCGGGACAUGGUGCUGAAGAAGAAGAGGGAGGGUAACAGUAAGUACCUAUCCUGCGUGGGCUACCCAGCCUGUAAGACCGCAGUGUGGUUCCCCGACACGGUGCUGGAGGUCAGCAGAGAUGACAGCAUUUGUCCCACCUGUCAGCCGCACCCUGUUCACAUGUUGAAGUUCACGUUUCGCAGGGGCAGCCUCCCUCCCAUGAUGCCUUUAGAGUUUGUUGGCUGCAUCGGUGGAUGUGACGAGACGCUAAGAGAGGUGCUGGACCUGAAAUAUCUCAGAGCAGGGGGAGUGGGAGGCGGUGGAGGAGGUGGAGGAAGAGGAGAGGGCCCUCGUCCACCAGGUCCAAGGCCACCCAGACCAGAGCCACCCAGAGCCCCAAGAUCAAAUCCUCAACCUUCCCUUCCUCCUGUCCCCUCCUGGAACCCCCAGCCACGACCUCCACCGGGUGGCGGUCCAGACACCAACAGUGAUGUCAUUGUGUGUAACUGUGGUCAGGAUGCCCUCCUCCUGACCGUGCGCAAAGAUGGCCCCAACCAAGGUCGCCAGUUUUACAAGUGCAACGCUGGGAGCUGCAACUUCUUUCUUUGGGCAGAUCAGCCAAGUCAGCAGGGGGCACCCCAGAGUCGAGGGCUUCCGCUGCAACCACCACAGACUUACCAGCCUCCGAGGCCCUCUCUGGGGUUCAGGGACAACUCUGGAGGAGGUAGGGGGCAGGAAGGGGGCUCAGGAGGACAUGUGGGACACACGAUGUGUAACUGUAAUGAGACAGCGGUGACGCGCACUGUUCAGAAGGACGGACCAAACAAGGGCCGGAUGUUCCACACCUGCGGGAAACCAAGAGACCAACAGUGUGGCUUCUUCCAGUGGGCUGAUGAGAACGAACCUCCACCAG
Molecule: messenger RNA, 3233 nt
Organism: Micropterus salmoides (largemouth bass)
Lineage: Eukaryota; Metazoa; Chordata; Actinopteri; Centrarchiformes; Centrarchidae
Gene: top3a
Product: DNA topoisomerase III alpha
Biological process (GO): DNA topological change
Cellular component (GO): nucleus; chromosome
Molecular function (GO): DNA topoisomerase type I (single strand cut, ATP-independent) activity; DNA binding; zinc ion binding
Source: RefSeq, a predicted model, not a curated record